AAUUGAGACAGAAGGACGAGGAAGGCUUUCUGAAACCUGAGGACACACAGAACCUUAUUUAUGUUUUACAAUUGUUGUCGAUCGCGCUUCAACUGAGCUGAAGAACCUUCCAGAACCAGAAUCCAGACCCCAGAAGUGCAAUGGCGGCGAUCAAUGUCCACGGAAGCCCCUUCUCCACUGCCUCCCAGAGGGUAUUCGCCACUCUCUACGAGAAAGAUGUGGACUUCGAGUUCGUCAACGUCGACAUGCGAUCCGGCGAGCACAAGAAGGAACCCUUCAUUUCUCUCAACCCUUUUGGGCAGGUUCCCGCUUACCAGGAAGGCGAUUUGACCCUCUUCGAAUCAAGGGCGAUCACAGACCACAUAGCCCAGAAAUUCGCAAGCAAAGGUACACCCCUGACAACCGGAGAGCCAGAGAUGAAAGUAUGGCUGCAAGUGGAGGUCAACCACUUCGAGCCGGCUUCAUCGCAGCUGGGAUGGGAGCAGGUGUUCAAGCCAAUGUUCGGCAUGACCACCGAUCCAGCAGCAGUGGAAGCCAACGAAGCCAAGCUGUCCAAAGUUCUGGAUGUGUACGAGACGAGGCUGUCCAAGUCCAAGUACUUGGGAGGUGACCAGUUCACAUUGGUGGAUCUUCACCACCUCCCCAACAUUCAGGUCUUGAAUGGAACGCCCACGAAGAAGCUCUUCGAUUCUCGCCCCAAACUCAGUGCCUGGAUUGCUGAUGUUACUGCCAGGCCGGCUUGGUCCAAGGUCCUUGCUAUGCAGAAGCAGUGAAGCUAGGGAAAACCAGUGCUGCUCUCUUGUCGACCUGGAGUUGCAAGUGUUUUUAUGUGGUUGUUGUUAGUUGGCUUUUCGUCUUUGUGUUUGGUUGGACCUCUCUGAGCUGCUUGUUGUUACAGUCUUCUAUGGAGGACUGGAUUGGGAAGCUUUUUCUUGUAUGGCAUUUUAAAGAAUAAAAGUAGCCAGGAGCGGGACUUAGCUUGUGGUUGUGGUUACUGGUUAUUGUGUUGACUGUGCUUCUCUUUGUGUUUGUUUUUGGAGAGAAAAGCAAUGAGAAUCAGAAAAAACGAAAAAGUGUAGCUUUGUCGGCCAUUUUGUCUUUUCAAACUCGCAACAGUGGUGAAAUUCCUAUGAUAUGAAAUCGCAUUAGUG
Molecule: messenger RNA, 1151 nt
Organism: Linum tenue
Lineage: Eukaryota; Viridiplantae; Streptophyta; Magnoliopsida; Malpighiales; Linaceae
Source: the annotation of a GenBank genome assembly